Messenger RNA from Topomyia yanbarensis, 4962 nucleotides. It is a transcript of the gene nito, whose product is annotated as RNA-binding protein spenito. The record is from RefSeq and is a predicted model, not a curated record. Bases 193 to 2478 code for a protein of 761 amino acids. Gene Ontology annotation, biological process: regulation of alternative mRNA splicing, via spliceosome. Lineage: Eukaryota; Metazoa; Arthropoda; Insecta; Diptera; Culicidae. Gene Ontology annotation, molecular function: mRNA binding. The transcript is spliced from 3 exons. Gene Ontology annotation, cellular component: nucleus.
UCCUAUUCGAUUUUUAUUCCAACGUCAUUCGUUUUUCAGCCUUCUUGUGAAGUGCAGGUGUUCUCAUUGAGUUGUGACCGAAAUUUGUGAAAAGUAGUUAAAUUUAAUUCAAUAUACUUUACUAGAUUUCGUCUGUUUUCGGAAUUUCUCACAGAACCCGCUGGAGUUGGCCAGGUUUAAUGAGGACGGCUGAUGAGUAGCAUCCGGUCAGGCGACAGAGAUCGUAUUACUGUGAAGAUACGUAACAUGAAACGUAGUGUCUCGCGUGAUUCUCCACCAAGAUCAAAGAGACGCGGAAGUAUUGGACGUUACGAAGGCAGCUCAGACGAACGCAUCACCCCCGAUAGAAUGCGGCGACGUGUGGCAAGAUCACCAAGCCCCCGCGUGGCAAGCGCUCGCUAUGCCUCUCCUCAUCGCGAGGAAUACACUCGCAGUACACGCGAAAGUGCGAAUGAACGUUAUUCAUACAAGGUAUUAUGCGUAAGUGCACUGCAUCCGAAAGCAUCGGAUGAGGUUAUUAAAGAAACAUUGUAUCGCGAAUACAAGAAAUUUGGAGACUUUAGCAUUCGCAUUUCGCAUGAUUUGGACGAACGUGUAGCGUAUGUUUGCUUCCGUACGUCGGAAGAUGCCCGAGACGCGAAACAUGCCAAGUCUCGGAUCGUCUUGUAUGAUAAAGUAGCUCUGGUCGAGCCAGUCUAUGAGUCGGCAAAGACCGAAUCAUAUCGCAGACCACGUUCUUCCUCGCCACAGGAAUAUGAUCGUCAUUACUAUGCGCGCUCACCCGGAGUGCCACCACCUGAGCGAAGACGUCCAGAGCAUCAUCCAUACGAUGGGUAUGGUCCUCCGCCAGGUCGUAUGCACCAUCCAGAGUUUCGUCCUCCAAUGCAUCAUGAGUAUAUGCCACGCGGACCGCCUAUGCAUCACCAUGGGCCUCCACAUAUGCAUCCUGGACCACCGCAUCAUCACUAUAUACCUCGUCCGUAUAUGCCACGUCCACGAGUACCUUUUGAAAAACCAGACCACAAGAAGGACAAAUUUCCCAACUAUCUACACCACGUUCAACCGGAAGAUGAUCCUUUGGCUACCAGAACACUAUUCGCUGGUAAUUUGGAAAUAAAUAUAUCAGAUGAUGAGCUUCGCCGUAUCUUUGGAAAGUACGGUAUUGUAGAAGAUAUCGACAUUAAGCGGCCACCGCCAGGAACCGGAAAUGCGUUUGCAUUCGUGCGAUAUCAAACCUUGGAUAUGGCACAUCGCGCAAAGGUGGAGCUAUCUGGUCAAUAUAUUGGAAAGUUCCAGUGCAAAAUUGGAUAUGGUAAAGCUACACCGACUACUAGAAUUUGGGUUGGAGGGCUCGGCGCGUGGACCUCAGUCACACAAUUGGAGCGAGAGUUUGACCGAUUUGGGGCAAUCAAGAAAAUCGAAUACAGCAAGGGAGAUACUCAGGCAUUUCUUCUAUACGAUUCGAUCGAUGCUGCAACUGCUGCUGUCAAAGAAAUGCGUGGUUUUCCGCUUGGUGCUCCGGAUCGCAGAAUUCGAAUUGAUUUUGCUGAUAACGGUACGACGCCACCGUUCCCGAAACGGGGAGCAGGAUUUGAUGAAGGUGGUGAGUAUCGCCGUGGUCCAGAAUUUGACUUCGCUGAAGGAGCACCGUCAUACGAUGAUGCACCUAGUUACGGAGGAUAUGGUGGACGACCUUUCCGCGGUCGUGGUGGAUUCCGUGGUCGGGGAGGUUUCCGCGGUGGUUUUCAUCAUAGGGAUGGUCCCCCGCAUCAUCAUCACGGAGAAGCAGACGAAUGGCGUCGCCCUGCUGGCGAUGGAGAUUAUGAGACGCGUCGUCGAUCAGGUUCUCGCGAGCCGGGAAUAGACAGAUCUCGUUCCCGUUCACCGCGUCGUCGCAGCCCUGCUGAUUCAGAUUCGGAUUCUUCUACCCGUAGAACUGGAAUGUUAUCUAACGCAAGAACUCUUCCGGAAGUUGCACGGAAAUCGACUACAGUUUGGCAAGGUGCUCUUAUCUUGAAAAGUUCACUGUUUCCGGCUAAAUUCCAUCUAACAGACGGAGAUAAUGAUAUUGUGGAGAGCCUAAUGAAAGACGAAGAAGGCAAACAUCACCUUCGAAUUACUCAGCGUCUCCGUUUGGAUCAACCCAAGCUGGAAGAUGUGCAAAAACGUAUCUCGACAUCAUCGUCGCAUGCAAUCUUCCUUGGUCUACCGGGUUCAACCUCUUCCGUGGCAUCGUCCGAUGAUGCUAGCGUUCAGACGCGUCCCUUGCGCAAUUUAGUUUCCUAUUUGAAACAGAAGGAAGCAGCAGGAGUAAUAUCUCUACUGAAUAAGGAAACUGAAGCUACCGGUGUAUUGUACUCAUUCCCACCGUGUGAUUUCUCGACAGAAUUACUGAAACGCACGUGUCACAAUUUGACGGAGGAAGGACUUAAAGAAGAUCAUCUGGUCAUCGUGGUGGUUCGAGGUGGAACGGCCUGAGUGGUUGAUGAAGCCAACAACUAGUGCGUAAGGUACAUGUUUACUUUUUUUAAGAUCAAACUAUUCAUAACAAACACGUAAUCGAACACCCAAACCCAAUCAAUCAUCAUUAAACACCCAUUGGAUACAAAUGACCUGCUCUCAUGAUUGUUUCCCCUCCAUCAGCGCACAAAAGAAUCUCGCAGCAGAAAAACAAUAAUAACAGAACAAAGAAGAUCGCGCGAAACUUCCGGUUGCCCUCUUUGCACCGCUGCUCGAUGGAAAGCGUUGUAAACGUGAUAUUGUAAUCGAAUCCGAUUUACAGAUGCACCGGCUAUGUUGGUUUCUUCUCGGAAGUGGUGUUGAUGAUUAUGAUGAAGACGAUGAUGAUCAUGAUGAUAAUAAGUGGUGGAGAGCGUCUGUGAGAAUUUUGUGUGUAUUGAAGUGAUGAUCAGCGGUACAGUGCCAAGUGCUUGUGGAUAUUCGGACACAAAGAGAAAGAAACGGGGAUUGUUAGCAGAUAUACAUGACGUGCACACAGGCAGACGCCGAACCGGAGCCCCGACAAUUGUGUGCAUCGAGUGAUUAGUGGAAGUGUAACACCUAACGGCACAUUGUAGUUUUCAGUAGUAGGAUAUAUGCUAAACCAAUUUUGUAGCAGCUCGUCACUACUAGCGUGAGAGAGCCAUCUCCCCUUCCCAGACAUUUUGCGAAAUGUAUAAUUAUUACAUUGAAUUUUUCUGUCGCAAGCCUUUUCUCCUGAUAUUUUAUUCAUUCAUUCUUUUAUUUACUAGUUUUUUGUGGCUCGAGAGAAAAGAUGGUUCUUUCUCAUGUUCCCAUUUCAGACAUCAACGAUGAAAGUGAUUGUAUAAUUUGACGUAUACAUUUAACAUGUUUGAAAGCGCAAAGUAAAUGAAUAUGAAGAUGACAAAGAUUUUAAACGAAGAAAAUGUGAGACUAAUUCGCCAAUUCUCGUUAAUGUAUUACGCAACACUAGUGUUUAACGGUGUACUAUCUUUCAACAACAGAAAAAAACGAAACAAAUAUUACUACAUGCUUAGACUAAAAUUGUAUGGAACCACAUAAAGUAAUAUAUUUAAUAGUUUUGUGAAAUAAUUGAAAAAAGUAUCUAGAAGCUAGAAAAUCUGUGCUGAGUGAAUAGCCACGGAAAGUGGAUACAGCAUACAAACGUUAAGGUUUAUUGUUUAUUCAGAGUGAUGAAAUGAGUCUCGACCAACGUUCAGUUUUUGUCCUAUGUUGUGAUAAGUUUCCCACCCUUAUAACAUUUGAUAGAACCGUUUUGUGCAUGUUUUUAGUAGAAAAAUAACAUUGCUUGGGAAAUUGGUGAAAAAGUGGCCAUUAUACUGGCAAUUUUAUGGGAAUUUUCACUCAGUAAGAAAGUUUCCUACAUUUGUGCGGUGUAAUCUACCUCGAUGCACAAUUAAAUCAAGUGGGGUAGCAGAGUGAUUUCAUAUUUUUCUCCCUUAAGUUGGUGGUGCCAGUUGUGAGCUGAGUUUAGUAGUCUUGUGUUUGUGCUUUAGUUGUGUUUCCUCUUCAAGUUGAAUGAAUAUUGAAAGUUUUUUUUGUGUUUCGAAGCUCUUCUGCCCUUUCGUGUACCAGGCAAACUGUGCUCUCUGCUGAUACAAGCGUUUCAAUCCUGUAAAGUGACUGUUUGUAGUUCAGUUCAAGAUUGACUCUUGCUCCAGUGUGGUUUAGUGCGGGAAUGAAACGUAUCUUCUGGACUUUCUCAAAUAUCCAGUGCUUUUCGUUGUGAUAUAAAUUGUGAACUUCAUUAAAUGGUUUCCUAUCUUUCGAGGAAAAGUGUUCAAAGUGGGAUCAAGAUAACCUCCAGCUUUAUGUCUGUGCGUGCGUGUCUGCUAGCACUGACCAGCUGAUGGAAUAUACAAAGCGCUUACAAUAGAAUGUAGCAUUUGUUGUUAAAAUUCUGAUUUUGAAAUUGGUUUUACAAAUGUUACUUUGUAUUAAAAGGCGCUCUUUCACAAACGGCAGAUCGAUGCUUUCUAUUUUUCACCUGUUAUCAAUAAAGUGAAGAACACAGGAAUGAUACAGUUUUCGGUUAGUUUUGUUCAAUUCAGUUUGGUUCGAAAUCUGAAGUACGAAAUGAAGAUCAGUAGUUGUGACAGUGGCUUUGAGUGGUAUCGAUAAUUGAAACAUAUUUCGGAAAACUACUGUUCAUAUGAUGGAUGACAGAAUAUUAUAAAUACUAUUUCUGCUAAAUACAAACAGUUACUCUUAAUAAAAAUUCAAAUGUACCCAGGAAAAAACAAAUAAAAUGCGUGCUUCAAAUAACAUGUGCGUUUUGCUGAAACGGUUCGUGAGAAAUUGGUGUAAUAUUGUGAUUCUUGAAAGUUGUCUUGGUGUUGACUGUUUUUCGGAUCGAGUGAGUGAACGAAUUUUAUCUGGUUGCGAUAACAAUGAAGACAAAAAUGUGGUUGAAUGUGUCGUGCUUGGUUCGUACAUAUAAAAUAUCACAUAUUGAGUACA